AUGCGGCUCGUCCGGACUGUGCGGAGGGCUAAUGGCCCAGCUGAGAGGUGGGGAGGCAUCGCUGGCGCCAGCCCCUUGGCCCAGGGGCUGUGUCGGGGUGGCCCGGGGAAGAGGCCCUUGGACUGGCUGUGGGAAGGCAAUGCGGCUCUGAGCCUGGGCAGGCGGCCCCUCCUUGUGCACACACGCUGGCCUGGGCCCAGGGGAGCCCCAGAGAGCCCAGCUGAGCCUUGCGAGCUCUCCGUGUCCGCCAGCAAGCUUAUCUGCCGACGGGACGGUCACGGCUGGGCCUCACCCAGAGCCGAAGGUGGGCCUAGGGCAGGGGUCUGGCACAACUCUCUCGAGAGGCAGCUGCCCAGGAAGAGGGGAGCACCCCGUCGCCACCUGCCAGGACUCUCUCCCCGAGGCCCCGAGGUGACAGGGUUCCCGGACGGCGGGAGGCAGAAGGAGCCCGGGAGAGCGGCUCAUGGAGCUGUGUGUGGGUUAAGCCGCUCACCUCCCAGCCGGCAGAACAGCCCUAUUCCUGUGUCCCAGGGUCGCUGGGAGCACUCGGUGAGACGGUGUGUCCAGAGCCUGGCCAGAAAACAGUCCCACUGUCACGAGCCAGACUGGGGGCCCUCCUCCCGGGGCCCCCAGGGGACGGCUGGGCCAGCACCUGGGCACACUGUGCCGUGGUGCCUGCGUGAUAGUCAAAGGACGCCAAAGCCUUCCCACUGGCCGGGCUGCCCCUCCUGCCACAGAGGCGGGGACCUGUGCUCCUCCCUGGGGGCUGCAGGAGACUCGUGGGGCAGGGCGGAGGCCUUCCCUGCCCGCCUUGCUGGGCCCGAGUCACAGGGCGCCCCUCUGCGCGGCGGGGAGGGUAAGCUGGUGCCUCCUCCCGGCCCCGCUGAUGUUCCAGGCGCCACUCAGAGCCCGUCUCCCUGGAGGAGGCCCCGGGGGGCGGCUCCUGGGCCCCCCCGCCGGCCGUGCCUGAGCUGCGCGGCUCAGCGGCCCGUCCCCCCUCGCGUCUGAGUCAGCCCAGCCUCGCACCCACGGCCGCCACUGCCGUGGGCCCUUCCCCCAAAAGAGGCCUCCCCGGCCGGGAGCCGCCAACAGCGAGCGAGUCGGAGCCGGGGCGUGGACGGUAAGCGUUUAUUACCACGUGCACACAGACCGCCUGGCGCGUGGAUGGACCCCAACCACCAGGACGCUGGGAAGGAGCCGUGUGGAAGCGGCCGCUGCUCCCGGUGGCACCUAGGAGAAAACUUGAAACCACCUA
Orcinus orca (killer whale) is the source of this 1255-nucleotide messenger RNA. Its product is annotated as synapsin-1-like. The coding region runs from base 1 to 1008 and encodes 335 amino acids. The transcript is spliced from 3 exons. NCBI's taxonomy places the organism in Eukaryota, Metazoa, Chordata, Mammalia, Artiodactyla, Delphinidae. The record is from RefSeq and is a predicted model, not a curated record.